Messenger RNA from Chaetomium strumarium, 411 nucleotides. Its product is annotated as Prefoldin subunit-domain-containing protein. Gene Ontology annotation, biological process: protein folding. Bases 1 to 411 code for a protein of 136 amino acids. The record is from RefSeq and is a predicted model, not a curated record. The transcript has 4 exons. Lineage: Eukaryota; Fungi; Ascomycota; Sordariomycetes; Sordariales; Chaetomiaceae. Gene Ontology annotation, cellular component: prefoldin complex; cytoplasm.
AUGAUGAGCCGUCGAAUGUUGACGAAGGAGGAGGAGGAUGCGAUGGGCGACGAAAUCGAGGUGCGCCGCGAGGACCAGGACAAGAUCAACAAGUUCAGCCGUCUGCACCAACAUGAGUUGACAAUAGUCGAAGAACUGAAGGCCAAAAAUAAAGAGAAGGAGGAGCUCGACGAUAUCACUACCGAGUUGGAAUUGGCUGACGAGGAGGAAACCGUCCCCUACAAAAUCGGCGACGCUUUCUUCCAUGUCUCCCUCGAGAAGGCGCAGGAGAUGCUUGGCUCCUCUACGGCAAGGAUAGAAGAAGAAAUCGGGGCGCUUGAGGACAAGCUAGAGAGCAUCCGCGAGGAGAUGACGCAACUAAAGGUCGAGCUGUAUGCCAGAUUCGGGAAAACCAUCAAUCUCGAGACAUGA